Molecule: messenger RNA, 935 nt
Organism: Ananas comosus (pineapple)
Lineage: Eukaryota; Viridiplantae; Streptophyta; Magnoliopsida; Poales; Bromeliaceae
Exons: 3
Coding region: 85-840 (251 amino acids)
Source: RefSeq, a predicted model, not a curated record
AAGAGACCAUAUAAAGAGAAUAAGAAUAGCUAGUGGAGGAGAAAUUAAAGAGAGAAAGAGAAUUAAAGAGAGAGAGAGAGAGAGAUGUUGCUGGAUCAAAGAUCAAUAGAUUUGGUAUUAGUCCCUAGUGGCCUUGUUAUCAUGGUUGGGUACCAUCUCUUCCUCCUCUACCGGAUUCUUCGGUGUCCACACACCACCGUAAUCGGAUACGAGAACCACAACAAGCGAGCCUGGGUCGAGAGGAUGUUGCAGGGGAGUCAGAAGGAGACGGGCAUUGCCUUGCAAGUGAUAUCGACCAGCCGGUCGGCGUCCGCGAACCUCGCCUCAGUCUCUAUCGCGCUGAGCUCCCUCAUCGGCACGUGGGCCCACGGGUCGACGUCGAAACCCCUCAUGGCCGAGGUGGUCUACGGCGACACGAGCCAGUCCACGGCCUCCUUGAAAUACGUCUCCAUCCUCCUCUGCUUCCUCGUGGCCUUCAUUUGCUUCGUCCACUCCUCCCGAUAUUUCGUCCAUGCCAGCUUCUUGAUCAGCACGCUCGACUCUGACAUUCCGGUCAGCUACGUCCAGACCGCGGUGAUACGGGGUGGCACCUUCUGGUCGAUGGGGCUCAGGGCGCUGUACUUUGCGACCACCUUGUUGCUGUGGAUCUUCGGGCCGAUUUCGAUGUUCGCGUGGUCGGUGUUUACGGUGGCGGUGUUGUAUAUACUGGACAGUAAUUCGACGCCGCUCCACCAAUUCCAGUUUGGCGCGGCCGGAAUGGAGAGGAUGACGGCGAAACCUGGACCAAGAAAUGUGGUCGGGAAUCCAACGUCCUCUCCUCCUGCUUCUUACCUAAGUUGAGAUCUCUUUAUAAGGCUUAUAUAUGUUGAUAAAUAUGAGAAAUUAUUCGGUACUUUAUUAUUAAAAAAAUAAAAUAAAACUUAACCGUUGAUUAA